Messenger RNA from Micropterus dolomieu (smallmouth bass), 5249 nucleotides. It is a transcript of the gene abcc9, whose product is annotated as ATP-binding cassette, sub-family C (CFTR/MRP), member 9. Gene Ontology annotation, cellular component: membrane. Gene Ontology annotation, biological process: transmembrane transport; potassium ion transport. The record is from RefSeq and is a predicted model, not a curated record. NCBI's taxonomy places the organism in Eukaryota, Metazoa, Chordata, Actinopteri, Centrarchiformes, Centrarchidae. The transcript has 41 exons. Gene Ontology annotation, molecular function: ATP binding; ATP hydrolysis activity; ABC-type transporter activity. Bases 224 to 4990 code for a protein of 1588 amino acids.
UGACGAGUAGGGAGUGAGACUGUGUUGCUUGACCCUUACAAAGUAUUUACUGCGGCAGUAUGCAUACAACUGGGACGUACGACUUCGCUAUACAUUGAUUCUCAUACUCAUGCUGUCCAGAGGAUUGUGGGUCACAAUAGCCACAAAAGGAGGCUGACUUGUUUACUGCCAGAUGCUACCAGAUUGACUCGAGGCUUGUGUGGAGCAGUUGGGCGGUGUUGGCAUGGCCUUGUCGUUUUGUGGCAUCGACAACGGUACCAAUGCCUACAGCGUGGAGAAGGGCGUGCUGAACAAUGGCUGCUUCGUGGACGCGCUCAACCUGGUUCCCCAUGUCUUCCUGCUCUUCAUCACCUUCCCCAUCCUCUUCAUCGGUUGGGGCAGCCAGAGCUCCAAGGUCCAGAUCCAUCAUAACACAUGGCUUCAUUUCCCCGGCCACAACCUGAGGUGGAUCCUCACCUUCUCACUGCUGUUUGUCCAUGUCUGCGAGUUCGCAGAGGGCAUCGUCUCCAACAAUAGGAUGAUGGAGACCAACCACCUCCAUCUCUUCAUGCCAGCCUUCAUGGGUUUCAUAGCAGCCACAACAUCAGUGGUUUACUACCACAACAUAGAGACAUCCAAUUUCCCCAAACUGUUGCUUGUCCUGUUCAUCUACUGGGUUUUGGCGUUCAUCACAAAGUCAAUUAAGCUGUGGAAGUUUGCAGAGUACCAUGUUGGACCACAGCACCUGAGGUUCUGCAUCACAGCCCUGUUAGUGCUCCUGUAUGGACUGCUGAUGGCCGUGGAGAUCAACGUCAUAAGAAUCAGGAGAUAUGUGUUCUUUGCCAACCCCCAGAAGGUGAAACCACCAGAGGAUUUACAGGAUUUGGGAGUUCGCUUUUUGCAGCCGUUUGUCAACCUGCUGUCCAAGGCAACGUAUUGGUGGAUGAAUCCUCUCAUUAUUGGAGCCCAUAAGAGGCCCAUAGAGCUGAAGAAGAUUGGAAAGCUGCCCAUCGCCAUGAGAGCCCUCACCAACUACCUACGGCUCAAAGACGCCUAUGAGGAUCAGAGGACAGCCGAGGACCCCGAUCGUGCCCCAUCAAUCUGGCGCUCUAUGUAUCGAGCGUUUGGUCGUCCCAUCCUGCUCAGCAGCACUUUCCGCUACCUGGCUGACCUGCUGGGCUUCGCUGGGCCGCUCUGCAUCUCUGGCAUCGUAAAGUACCUGAAGACUGACAAGGAUGUCGCAACACCAGACAAGGUCAAGGAGACAUAUUUCGGUGUGUACUUCAUGUCCUCCACUGAGCUGCUGCAGAACACUUCGGUCCUGGCUGUGCUUCUCUUCCUGGCUUUAGUCCUGCAGAGGACCUUCCUGCAGGCUUCGUACUACGUCACCAUAGAAACAGGCAUCAACCUGCGGGGAGCCCUGCUGGCGAUGAUAUACAACAAAAUCUUGCGUCUGUCCACCUCCAACAUGUCUAUGGGGGAAAUGACACUGGGGCAGAUCAACAACCUGGUGGCUAUAGAGACCAACCAGCUGAUGUGGUUUCUCUUCCUCUGCCCCAACCUGUGGGCCAUGCCUGUGCAGAUUGUGAUGGGAGUGAUCCUGCUCUACUAUUUGUUGGGCUGGAGUGCCUUGGUUGGAGCAUCCGUUAUAGUUCUGCUGGCUCCAGUCCAGUACCUUAUCGCUACAAAGCUGGCAGACACACAAAAAAGCUCACUAGAACACUCUACUGAUCGUCUGAAAAAGACCACAGAGAUCUUAAAGGGCAUAAAGCUGCUGAAGCUGUAUGCCUGGGAGAAUAUCUUCUGUGACAGCGUGGAGGAGACCAGAGGCAAAGAGCUCACCAGCCUCAAGACCUUUGCUUUGUACACAUCUAUGUCCAUUUUCAUGAAUGCUGCUAUUCCCAUUGCUGCCGUUCUUGCGACAUUUGUGAUGCACCACUUCCUCGAUAAAACCGGUCCCAGUCCUUCUGAGGCCUUCGCCGCUCUAGCGUUGUUCCACAUCCUGGUCACCCCUCUCUUCCUGCUCUCCACCGUCGUCAGAUUUGCUGUGAAGGCUCUUGUCAGCGUCCAGAAGCUCGGUGAGUUUCUUCAGAGUGACGAAAUUGGAGACGACAGCUGGAGAAAUGGAGACAUGCCUCUUUCCUUCGAAGCUGGAAAAAAACACCUGGGUGUGACCAAAGCCAUCAACAGGAAGCAGCCAAUGCGCUACCAGAUGGACAACUACGAGCAACCGACCAGACGACAGAUGAGACCCACGGAGACGGAGGAUGUGGCUGUAAAGGUGAGCAACGGUUUCUUCACCUGGGGAAGCAACCUGUCCACGCUGUCUGAUAUCAACAUCCGCAUCCCCACAGGUCAGCUGACAAUGAUUGUUGGCCAGGUGGGUUGUGGGAAAUCCUCCCUGCUGCUUGCCAUGCUUGGCGAGAUGCAGACCAUCGAAGGAAGAGUCUUCUGGAGCAAACUGCCUGAGUGUGAGGUGGCCCGCGAAGAGAACAUAAGCAAGAACAGAUACUCUGUGGCCUACGCUACCCAAAAGUCCUGGCUGCUCAACGCUACAGUGGAGGAAAACAUCACCUUUGGCUGCCAUUUCAGUAAACAGAGGUACAAGGCAGUGAUUGACGCCUGCUCUCUGCAGCCAGACAUUGACCUGCUGCCUUUUGGAGACCAAACUGAGAUCGGAGAGAGGGGCAUCAACCUGAGUGGCGGUCAGAGACAGAGAAUCUGCGUGGCCAGAGCUCUCUACCAGAACACAAACAUCGUCUUCUUGGAUGAUCCCUUCUCAGCACUGGACAUCCACCUCAGUGAUCACCUGAUGCAGGAAGGCAUCCUCAAGUUUCUGCAGGAUGAUAAACGGACUGUAGUCCUGGUCACCCAUAAACUACAGUACCUCAUACAUGCAGACUGGAUCAUAGCAAUGAAGGACGGCUCUGUGCUGAGAGAGGGAACUCUAAAGGACAUUCAGACUCAUGACGUGGAGCUUUAUGAUCACUGGAAGACCCUGAUGAACCGACAAGACCAGGAGCUGGAGAAGGACAUACAGCAGGACAGUCAAACGACACUAGAGAGGAAAACACUAAGGAGAGCUUUCUACUCCAGAGAGGCCAAGAACCAGAUGGACGAUGAGGACGAAGAGGAAGAAGAAGAGGAGGAAGAGGAUGACAACAUGUCCACAACCACUAACAGAAGAUCAAAGAUCCCAUGGAGGAUGUGCUGGUGUUACAUGUCUUCUGGUGGCUUCUUCAUGGUCUUCCUGAUGGUGUCCUCGAAACUCCUCAAACACUCUGUCAUCGUUGCCAUCGACUACUGGUUGGCUCUCUGGACCUCCUCUAAAACCAAUCAGAGUGCUGGAGCAGGAACGUACGCGUCUAAUGGGACCCGCCUGGCUGACAGUGCCAGCAGCAACGCCACACUGCCCACACCUGGUAAUCCGGAGGCUGAGAGCGACUCCUACUAUCUGCCAGUGUUUAUCGUCCUGUGUGCGGCUGGAAUCACGUUAUGCCUCAUCACUUCUCUCACUGUGGAGUUUCUGGGUCUUUCUGCAGCCACCAACCUGCACCACAACCUGCUCAACAAGAUCAUCCACGCUCCCAUCAGGUUCUUUGACAUCACUCCCCUGGGGCAGAUCCUCAACAGAUUCUCUGCUGAUACCAACAUCAUAGACCAGCACAUUCCUCCAACGCUAGAGUCUUUGACGAGAUCCACGUUACUCUGUUUGUCAGCCAUCGGGGUCAUAUCGUCCAUCACUCCAGCUUUUCUGAUCGCCUUGGUUCCCCUUGCAGUGGCCUUCUACUUCAUCCAGAAGUACUUUCGGGUGGCCUCCAAGGACCUCCAGGACCUUGAUGACUCCACACAGCUUCCUCUGCUUUGCCACUUCUCUGAGACCGCUGAAGGUCUCACCACUAUAAGAGCAUUCAGACACGAGGCUCGUUUUAAACAGCGUAUGCUGGAGCUGACAGACACCAAUAACACAGCCUACCUGUUUCUGUCUGCUGCCAACCGCUGGCUGGAGGUCCGAACGGACUACCUUGGAGCAGUGAUCGUGCUGACAGCAGCAGGAGCCUCCAUAUGGAGUUUUAGCUACGGUCUGCGUUCUGGAGGCCUGGUGGGCCUUGGGCUCACAUACGCCCUCACAGUCACCAACUACUUGAACUGGGUUGUGAGGAACCUGGCAGACCUGGAGGUCCAGAUGGCAGCUGUGAAGAAGGUCAACAGCUUCCUCAGCACAGAGUCGGAGAACUACGAGGGAUCUAUGGACACCUCUCAGGUGCCUGAGAACUGGCCCCAGGAUGGGGAGAUAAAGAUCCAGGACCUGUGUGUGCGCUACGAUCCCAUGCUCAAACCAGUGCUCAAACACGUCAACGCGUACAUCGAACCAGGCCAGAAGGUGGGAAUCUGUGGUCGCACAGGCAGCGGGAAGUCUUCUCUGUCGUUGGCCUUUUUCAACAUGGUGGAUAUUUUUGAAGGGAAGAUCGUUAUUGACGGGAUCGACAUCUGUAAGCUUCCCCUGCAGACACUGAGGUCGCGACUCUCCAUCAUCCUUCAGGAUCCUGUGUUAUUUAGUGGAUCAAUAAGGUUUAAUCUCGAUCCAGAGAGGACGUGCACUGAUGAUCGACUCUGGGAGGCGCUGGAGAUCGCUCAGUUGAAGAACAUGGUGAAAGCGCUGCCCGGAGGACUAGACGCAGUUGUGACAGAAGGCGGAGAGAACUUCAGUGUCGGUCAGAGGCAGCUCUUCUGUUUGGCCCGAGCUUUUGUCAGAAAGAGCAGCAUCCUCAUCAUGGACGAAGCCACAGCGUCUAUAGACAUGGCCACGGAAAACAUCUUACAAAAAGUUGUUAUGACAGCAUUUGCAGACAGAACAGUCGUCACAAUCGCACACCGUGUCCACACCAUCCUAACAGCUGAUCUGGUCAUUGUGAUGAAGCGAGGGAACAUUUUGGAGUACGACAAACCUGAGACUCUGCUGGAGCAGGAGGACGGGAUGUUUGCUUCAUUCGUCAAGGCUGACAUGUAGACCCACGGUCGACUGACAGACUGAUCCGUUGGUUGAUCUACUUUUUUUUUUAUCUUGUAGAAUUAUUUACAGACGUCAGUGACACUAAACACUCCAGUGAAGCCAAUAAUUCACUGUGUUUCUUUAAUAAGAAGCUUCUUUUCACCAUCAAUCACCAGAAGGUACAUUUGAAAAGUUGUACUUGAAUCAUUCAGUCAGCCAAUUCAAAAUAUGGCUUUUCUUGUUUGUACAAUUUUCACAUUGAAACAGCAAAAACACA